AUGGAUUAUAUCUCAAUAAAAAGGAUAAGUGAACAUUACGCUACCAGAUAUGUAGAUUUAGACACUAUCGAGAAAGCUAUAAAAUCAAUCAAUAAAGGAAAAGCUGAAGAUGUAUUUGGUAUAUCUAAUGAAAAUGUAUUAUAUGCCGGACAACAAUUUAAAUUAUUUUUGCAUAAACUGAUUAAUCGAAUGUUCGAAGAUAAGGUACUUCCUGACAUCAUCAAAACAGGAUUAUUAUCACCAGUAUUUAAGAACAAGGGAGUCAAAAACGAUGCCAAAUAUUAUCGUGGAAUAACAGUCCUUCCCAUACUUCUGAAGAUCAUUGAAUUUAUUUUACGUUUAGACCUAAGAUCUUGCUCUCUAAAAUUACAGUCCAUACUUCAAAAAGGUUUCACAGCAAAUACAUCACCUUUAAAUGCUGCUAUCAUUUUAGAUAAAGUGUAUAGGGAAUAUAUGGACAAAAAAUUACCCUUUCUAUAUAGUGCUAUUGGAUGCAAAGUCAGCCUUUGA
Mytilus trossulus (common blue mussel) is the source of this 510-nucleotide messenger RNA. RefSeq lists its product as uncharacterized. Bases 1 to 510 code for a protein of 169 amino acids. The transcript has a single exon. Lineage: Eukaryota; Metazoa; Mollusca; Bivalvia; Mytilida; Mytilidae. The record is from RefSeq and is a predicted model, not a curated record.